Monomorium pharaonis (pharaoh ant) is the source of this 2299-nucleotide messenger RNA. RefSeq names its product putative gustatory receptor 28b. Gene Ontology annotation, cellular component: dendrite; neuronal cell body; membrane. Lineage: Eukaryota; Metazoa; Arthropoda; Insecta; Hymenoptera; Formicidae. The record is from RefSeq and is a predicted model, not a curated record. The coding region runs from base 706 to 1899 and encodes 397 amino acids. Gene Ontology annotation, biological process: sensory perception of taste. The transcript is spliced from 8 exons.
AUUCCAAAUAAAAUAUAGAACAUAAUCAAUAUGUUUGCAUGUAGCUCAACUGUAUAACUUUUCAUUAUGUUACUUUUAUUCAAUUAUAGUAUGUAUAAUCAACAUAAAAGUUCCAUGUAUGUAAUUCGAAAGAAAUAUUAAAGUUCUAUCUUUAUACUUUAUUUAAUUAAAAUUCAGGUCAAAAGGCACAAUUAUUUUUUAUCAGAAAUAAUAUCGUACUAAAGUACCGAGAAAGAGAUAAUCUUAAAUUACAAUUAUUUAUAGUUAAAAACGCUUCUCGUAGUGAGGGAAGGUCAGGCAAGCUAUGGCCAAACUAAGUAAUCGAAGGUGUGUACAAUAUACACAAGUGGAGUGAAAUAAUACGUGUAAUAAGUGAAAUUGCAUGUCGUACGCAGGCGGCGAUGUAACGUAUUGUCACGCGAGAUGGCUUAUCAGCUUAGUUGCUCGCCAGGUGUAGGAUUCAUUAAGGAUAAUACGCAGGAUUAGUAUUCAAGUCAAAUUUAGUUCUUUACAAACGUUGAAUGGGUGCAACACGUUCUCUUCCCGCGCCUGACGACAAUUUGAUUACACUCACAAUUAAGAUAAGUGACUGUUAGUUAUCUGAGUCUUAUUGUUUACGUAAUUUAUUAUUUUAACAAAGGAACUACACAUUCAACUGUACAUAAAAUUUGAAAACAUUAGUCCAUAGGUAGUAGAUGGUUUAAGAUGAUGACGGAUGUGAAAACUUUAAAACAGGCAGUUAGUCCUAUCAUAUGGCUCAAUUGUAUAUUUUGUAUGGGAAUAUUCGAAUUACCCAUAAAUCGCCCACGAUAUUUCCUAAGCAUUUUCUACGCCAUUUCGAUAUUGAUUAUAUAUUUUUUUUUACUUUACGAAGGAAUUUGUAUCUUUUUGGAAGCGUUCAGUUCUGAUUUUAUUAUAUUUCAAUUUGUUAUGGGGGUCAAUAUCAUGGUAGCUAUCUUGGCUAUAAUUCUGUUUUGGUGGAAAUCAGAGAACAUGACUAACAUAAUUAAGAAAACGAGCAUGGUGGACAAUACUUUGAAGACAUUGGGUUUAAAACCGGAAUACCCGAAAAUUUUUCGGAAUGUUCUGUAUCUCAUUAUUGUCUGGACAGUAGGCAUGAUAAUAGUAGGCAUCACGAAUAUACUGUGGAUGUAUCAUGAGACUGGAUACGGAUCUGCUUUUCUUUGCUCCAUAUGCAUCUGUUUUCCGAUUAUGAUAAAUUCUAUAGUAGGCGUCACCUUCGCUUCGUUUAUUAGAUGUAUUCAACAAAAAUUUCAAAAGAUAAACGAUCUAGUUGACAAUAUAGUGCUGUGCGUAAAUAAAUCAAAUACCAUUAAGAUUCAUAAUCAGCAUAACAAUACGUCUAUUACGUUUGUCAUGGCAAACUAUAAAAGCCACAAAAACAAGAUAAUGCAUCUCAUUCAGACAUUAAGAAUUUUACAUUUGGAAAUUACAAAAAUAGGACAACAAAUUAAUCAUGCUUAUUGUUUGCAACUUCUGCUCGAAAUGGCAGUUCAUUUUACGGUAGUAACAGCGACUACGUAUUGCUUAUACCGAGUAUUUUCUGGCCAUUUGAUGAUCGCCGGCGAAAAAGUUUUAGACAUGGCAUUAUGGGGAUGCAUUUAUUCAGUUAAAAUUAUAUUAGUAAAUUGUCUUUGCACGAGUGUAUCAACCGAGGCAUAUAAAACUGGCGAAAUUAUACAAUCUUUUGAAGGGUCUAUUAUUGAUGAUGAUAUGAGAGAAGAGAUUCGUCAAUUUACACAGCAAGUAGUGCUUAAUUCAUUAAAUUUUACUGCUUCUGGUUUUUUUACAAUUGAUAAUUCUCUUACUGGCAAGUUCUUUGCCACGGUCACAACAUACGUCGUCAUUCUAAUACAAAUGAAUGUAUCAGCCAACUGAUCCAUAUAAUAUAACAACAUGUAAAAUGAGAAGUUAAACAUAAUAUAAUUAAACAUGUUAUAGUGAUACUUCUAUUAAUACUGAUAUUUCAAAAAUUUACGAAAAAAUUUUAUAAGAGUUUAUUUAAGUUAUUUUGAUAAAUGUCGUGUAAUUAAUAAAAAUAAAAGUUUUUAAAGUAUAUUUAAAGUAAUAUAUAUAAAAUUAAUUAAAAAUAUGUUCAACACUAUACAAACUUGAGAUUAGAAAAAUUUCAAGUAAGUUGUUAUAAAGAUAUAAGUAUCAUAGAAUAAUGAAUAAACAAUUAAUAUUUAAUUAAAAAUAUACUUUUAUAUUUGUGACAUUAAUGAGUAAAAUAAUAAAAGUUUAAGUAAUAUAUAGAUUAAUCCUUAACUGCUGAUAA